AUGAAAGAAUACUGUUUAAGUAAAAGACAAGCUUUGUCUUCAAAGGGGUGGUUCUUGGCUUGGCUGAUGGAGAUUGCAAGCAUCGGAAGCUUAGAAGAAUUGGGAAUGGAUGAGACUGGUUUUCUACACCAUUGGCCUGUAAAUUCACUAGACGAUCUCAGCACUCUGUCUAUUUCUGCUGCAUUUGGCGAAGGAAUGGUGAAGCCGAAAGAGGAGACAUGGCCUUCUUCUAGCACUGUAAAUUUCCCCAAUGAUUCCGUUGUUUCUCAAGCUCCGUGUGGGACUGAAAAUCACGAGGUAAAGGCUUGUCCGGGGAAUAAGAGAAUUAGCACAAAUGAUAGACUUUCUCAUGGACAGGAUCAUAUUAUAGCUGAGAGAAAGAGAAGAGAAACAAUCAGCCUGAGAUUCAUAGCUUUGUCCGCCCUAGUCCCUGGAUUGAAAAAGAUGGACAAGGCAUCGAUUCUUGGUGACGCUAUUAAGUACAUGAAAGAACUUCAAGAUCGAGUGAGGACUCUUGAGGAACAAUCAAUGAAGAAGAAAUCCAUGGAAUCUGUGGUUUUUGUCAAGAAAUAUGAGAUUUAUACUAAUAAUGAAAAAUCUCCCUCGAAUGAGAACUUCAUUGAUGAGCCACUUCCAGAAAUUGAAGCAAGAUUUUCUGAGAAAGAUGUCCUUAUAAGAAUCCAUUGUGAGAAAAGGAAAGGAAUUUUUGAAAAAACAGUUACUGAAAUUGAGAAGCUCCAUCUAUCAGUUGUUAAUAGCAGCGCCAUGACUUUUGGAGAUUCUGUCCUCGACAUUACUAUAAUUGCAAAGAUGGAAGAAGUAUACAAUAUGUCGGGGAAGGAUUUUGUGAAGAAUUUACGCUCAGCGCUCAAAAUAUUCAUCUGA
Molecule: messenger RNA, 885 nt
Organism: Fraxinus pennsylvanica
Lineage: Eukaryota; Viridiplantae; Streptophyta; Magnoliopsida; Lamiales; Oleaceae
Source: the annotation of a GenBank genome assembly